AUGGCAAGCACCGAUUCACUCACCACGGAUCUUGUGAACACUAGAACGUUGCUGGAAUCAACGGACUCGAAUACUGCAUCAACAUACUCGAACCUGCCCGUGUCCCUGCCCCUAGAUCACGACAAACACUUGACUCUGCAUCCAUCCAAGUUGGACCUCAUAGACCACACAACGCUUACCUCACUACCGCUUCCUCCGCCUCCAGCCCGUUCCAGACUCAAAAGAGGCCACCUGGCACCCUUGUGUCAGACUACAUCUAAAAAGCUCUCGAGAGACCCCAGCGGUUCGCUUGACGAGACCUUACUUGAAGAACCAGACAUUGCUGACGUGACAAUAACAUCUGAGUACGUGGACGAGACUUUUGAAGAAUCUGAGGACCUUAUUGUCUUGGUCGAAGACUAUAUGGCUUCUCACGACGUGGGCAGGCAGUUGGAUAGGAAGAAAUCGCUCCUCUCGUUUAAGAAGCGUCUACACGGUGACCGCGGUUCCGUAAAUUCCGACCAGUCCCCCAGCAAAAGACUCGAAUUGACCGAAGCAAGAGAUCACGAGAAUUUGGAAGCUAUCUUUGGAAGAAUUCCCGGAACCGACCGUCUCAAACACUGCUGUCUAUGUGACCGACCCCUUUACGAAAUAAGCUCCAUCCUCGGCAACAGUGAAUCCGUACGCAAAGGAAACUGCAAAUCAAGUCAGCUUUGUGACGAGUUUGUCUGCUGGGACUGCGUCGACGUCUACGAACUGUUCUUGAGCGAACUUGGCGAGAUGGAAGCACAUGACGAGCAGGCCAAAGUUGAAUCCACAAAGCGCCUCUUGGACAUCUUCACCAGCAUCAAAGACAAUUAUCAACCUCCCCCUACUGACAGUUCAAAGAUCUUCUCCACUGGUCUAAUAGAACAGCUUCAUCACUUGAGUGAUGUUGCAACGCUGGAAGAGAAGGAGCCAGACUGGCUCGUAGCGCUCAAACACAAGCUAAGGUGGAGAUGGCGUAUAAAUGGGCUUUUACCAAACCCAUUUAGCCAGAGUCUGGUAAAGCUGACCUAA
Messenger RNA from Candidozyma pseudohaemuli, 1038 nucleotides. RefSeq lists its product as uncharacterized. The transcript has a single exon. Bases 1 to 1038 code for a protein of 345 amino acids. The record is from RefSeq and is a predicted model, not a curated record. NCBI's taxonomy places the organism in Eukaryota, Fungi, Ascomycota, Pichiomycetes, Serinales, Metschnikowiaceae.